Molecule: messenger RNA, 3549 nt
Organism: Anopheles stephensi (Asian malaria mosquito)
Lineage: Eukaryota; Metazoa; Arthropoda; Insecta; Diptera; Culicidae
Gene: beta-Man
Product: beta-mannosidase
Exons: 7
Coding region: 643-3417 (924 amino acids)
Biological process (GO): glycoprotein catabolic process
Molecular function (GO): beta-mannosidase activity
Source: RefSeq, a predicted model, not a curated record
GGCCGUUCGACCUCGUUAGUGGUUGACUUUUGUUUUUGGCGUGCCUCGGCAAAAAUUAGUCAGUGAGUUCUUCCCGUGUGUGUGUGCUUUUUUGUUGUUUACUCCGUUGUCAGCCCUGCUCGGGGCAUAAAAGGAUCAAAAAGACCGGUUCGUGGAGAAAGUGAGGUUAAGUCUCGCCUUAAAACACUUUGAUUGCCUUUAAUCAAGAUCAUUGCCACUGGCUUUUGGCGUGUGUGGCUGCCAAACAGUGCGUAAAGCAAACCGAGAUUGAAGAAGUGCGUGUGUGUGUGUGUGAAGAACAAUGGUGAGAGUAUCUGCUGGGAACAGAUAAUAAAACGCACCGAUCCUCGCUACUAUAGAUCAGCUAUAUCAGCAGGGCCGUCGCUCUUGAGUGGCACCGAACGAACUGUCAAGUGGUCACGGCAAGUCGUCAAUGAUAAGCGUACCAGCGGACAGUGUGGCAGUCACCAGUCUAUCUUCCGCUGUAGCACAUCGUGUUGUUGUGUCCGGGGGUGGGAUACCUAAUCUGCAGCUGCAGUUGGAGAAACGAUGCGUGUAUAAUUGUUGGCCUAUUGCAAGCAUUGUGUAAAACGGGUCAAGGGCAGAAAGUAGCAGUAGCAGUCCACAACACUCAAACGCACCAUGCUGGACGCACUCAAAUUCUUCCUGUUCGUCAUCCUGCUGCUGGUGACGAUCAUGCUCAAUCAACACGUCACUUCCAAACGUUCCGCCGAGAUAGAUCUCGAGCUGCUGUGGCAGAUACAGGAUACGAAGGGAGUGUACAUCGUACCGAACCAAACGGUACCGUCUGGCGUGUAUACGGCGCUGGAGCAGAGCAUGGUGAUCGGUUCGCUGCUCGAGGAGUACAACGAUGUGAACACGAGCUGGGUAGGCGAAACGGACUGGAUCUACCGGACCAACCUUUCUUGUCUGAGGGAGGAGUACGACUACGUGGUGCUAACGUUUCACGGUGUAGAUACGUUCGCCAGUGUGUACCUUGGCGAGACACACCUCGGCACUACCGAGAACAUGUUCGUGCGGUACCGGUACGACGUGAAGGAUCUGUGUGAUGGCGAUACGCGAGAGUUACGGCUACAGUUCCGUUCGUCGGUGGUGGAGGCACGCGAACGCGCCAAAGACCGUGCACUGCCGGUCGUACCGAUGUGCCCACCGGACCUGUACCACGGCCAGUGUCACGUCAAUCUGAUCCGCAAAAUGCAGGCCAGCUUCGCUUGGGACUGGGGUUUGGCGGCACCGUCGAUGGGUAUCUGGAAGCCGGUUCGACUGGAGUACUACAGCUCAGCACUGAUCCGCGACCUUACGGUAGCGAUUGCCGAAACGGUGGUGGGCACCGAUCAGCGAUGGAUGGUGGACGUGGGUGUGUAUCUCGAGACAGGGCUCAGCAGCGUUCCCCUCAACGGGCUGCUAACGUUCAAGAUCAUUGGUGUACCGCUGGCAGAUGAAGCCGAUCAAACGCUACCGGUUAAGGACCGCACGGAUGCGAACGGGGAGCUGCUGGUGAAGCAUCGGUUAACCGUGCGCAAGGACGCGGUGGAACGCUGGUGGCCAAACGGGUUCGGCAAACAGGCACUCUACAGCCUGUACGUACGGUGGGAGGAUGUGGCCGUGAACGGUGUUAAGCUGCCGAACCCGGACACAAAGAUUUCGGAAAAGGUGAUCCGAAUCGGGUUCCGCACGGUGGAACUGGUGCAGGAUCCGGCGACGGACGGGUUGACGUUCUACUUCCGUGUGAACGAUGUUCCGAUCUUUGCCAAGGGCUCGAACUGGAUACCGUCCUCGGUGCUGCCGGAGCGCUCGUACGACGCAAACUACGUGAAGUUCCUGCUGUACGCUGCACGGGAUGCACACAUGAAUAUGCUGCGUGUGUGGGGUGGCGGAUUCUACGAGAGUGACCACUUCUACCGGCUGGCGGACGAGCUCGGUUUGCUUAUCUGGCACGAUCUCAUGUUCGCCUGCUCGAUGUACCCGACCGAUGCAGACUUCCUGCGCACGGUGCAGGACGAGGUGGCGCAGAACGUGCGCCGCAUCCAGCACCAUCCGAGCAUUGCCGUGUGGGCCACCAACAACGAGAACGAGGUGGCACUGCGCCAGAACUGGUACAAAACGGAGAGCAAUUUUAGCGCAUACGCCGCCCAGUACGUCGAGCUGUACGUGGAUACGGUGCAGCCGACAGUGUUGGCGAACGAUCCCUGGCGUACGGUGCUGCUAUCCUCACCGUCCAAUGGUGAUCACCGUACCGAGGACGGGUACAUCGCCAACAAUCCGCAAGAUCCUCAUUACGGAGAUGUGCACUACUACAACUACUUCCUGGAUGGCUGGAAUGCGGCACAGUAUCGUGGUGGCCGGUUCGUGUCCGAGUACGGCUUUCAAUCGUUUCCCGCCUUCACCAGCUGGCCGGAAGCGCGCAGCUACGGUCAGUCGGAGCUGUCACAGCUGAUUAACCAUCGCCAGCACAGCCCGCUCGGCAACGAACCGAUACUCGCGAUGAUACGGUACAAUCUUCCGCUGCCAACCGAUCCGUCCAACGGCGACUACUGGCCCGAACUGAUCUACCUCAGCCAGCUGUCCCAGGCGAUGAUCGUCAAGACGGAAACGGAGGUGUACCGGGCACACCGGAUCGAGCACGGCACGAUGGGCGCCCUCUACUGGCAGCUGAACGACGUCUGGAUUGCACCGUCCUGGUCGUCGAUCGAGUACGGCGGCACGUUCAAGCUGCUGCACGUCUGGCUGCGCACCAUCUUCGCACCCGAGCACCUGAUCGCGUUCAUCAACGAACGGCGCCAGCUGGAGGUGGUCGCGGUGCGUGAUACACUCGCACCAGCGGAAGAGCUGUGGGAGGUGGAGAUGCGCAUCCACCGGUACGGUAGCUUCCGUCCGGUCGAUCGCCAUUUCGAAACCGUCCCGGUGCCGGCCAACUCGGUCAAGCUCGUGCCGCGGUGGGAUGUGUACGGGCGGCUCGCUCAGCUUGGGCUUCAUCCCGCCGACCAUCUGCUGCUACUGACCGCCUACCGCAACACGUCGACGCAUCAGCCACCCGACGCCCGGCAACCGGUCGCCGAAAACUUUGUCCUGCUGGACAAGCUGAAGAACAUCCGGCCGGACCAGCGGGUUAAGCCGGCGGUCGUCAUCGAUGUCGUGUCGGCGGUUUGCAACAGUCAGAACAAUCUCACCACCGUCAGCUUGAAGGUGUCGGUCAGCGUGCCUGCCCUCUUCGUAUAUCUGCAGCUUACGCCCGAAAACAGCACACUCAAGCAGUGCCAGUUUUCGCACAAUGGCUUUCUACAGUUUCAGGCGGUGCGCACGGUAACGCUGACGUGCGUCAAUCCGGGCUGUCGCAACACGAUCCAAGCGCGAGACAUUACCGUGCGUACGGUUAAUGAUCUGCUGGUGCGCUAAACCCACCAACGCAUGAGCGAACAGUCGACACAUACACACACGCGCCGUCGUUUUUAAAAAAGAAACCAAUUAUUAUAAUUAUAUUUCUAUAUAUUAGCUACAUCUACAACCAACAAAGUUUAUAGUUAAUUA